GACUGUAUCAUUACCCAACACUUAACUUGUCCACCAAAACCAGCUCUCCAACGCUGUCACAAACUCUUCCCCUUCAGAAAAAUUAAAAAAGUAAAAAAAAUUUCAAUUCUCUACUUCCUCUUUCCUCUUCAUUUCUCUAUUUUUUUCUCCGUAAUGUAUUCUCUGCAAAUGUUAUUCAAUUGAACAUUUGAACUCAAUACUCUGCUCAAAACCGAAUAAUAGACAAACACCAUGUCAACGAAUUCCAUUAAUGGAGCUGCCGACCAAGAAUCACUUACAGUUCCGUUACUCACAUCUUCUCGAUCCAUCACUAACUCUACUUCUCAAGUUGCUAUCGUUGGAGCCAAUGUCUGCCCUAUCGAAAGCCUCGACUACGAAGUUGCUGAGAAUGAUUUCUUUAAGCAGGAUUGGAGGACUCGAGGAAAGAUCCAGAUUUUUCAAUACUUGUUUAUGAAGUGGUCGCUUUGUUUCUUAAUCGGAAUCGUUGUUAGUCUUAUUGGGUUUUUUAAUAAUCUUGCUGUUGAGAAUAUUGCUGGUGUGAAGUUUGUUGUAACUUCCAAUAUGAUGCUCCAUAAUAGGUAUUGGAUGGCUUUUCUAGUGUUCUCACUAUCUAAUUUUGCUCUUACUCUGUUCUCUUGCAUCAUCACGGAUUUUAUUGCUCCAGCUGCUGCUGGUUCUGGUAUACCAGAAGUGAAAGCUUACCUGAAUGGUGUGGAUGCACCGGGAAUUCUUUCCGUGCGAACUUUGGUUGUCAAGAUUAUUGGAAGCAUUUCUGCUGUUUCAUCAUCACUUCUUGUUGGAAAGGCAGGGCCCAUGGUGCAUACUGGUGCAUGUAUUGCAUCAUUGCUGGGUCAGGGUGGAUCUAGAAAAUAUAAAUUGACAUGGAAAUGGCUACGCUAUUUCAAAAAUGACCGGGAUCGCCGAGAUCUUGUAACAUGCGGAUCAGCUGCUGGAAUUGCUGCUGCCUUUCGUGCCCCAGUCGGUGGUGUGCUGUUUGCUCUUGAAGAAAUGGCUUCUUGGUGGAGAAGUGCCCUUUUGUGGAGAGCUUUCUUCACAACAGCCAUAGUUGCAAUUGUGCUUCGGGCUCUAAUUGAUUUAUGUUUGAGUGGCAAAUGUGGGCUAUUUGGUACUGGAGGGCUCAUAAUGUUUGAUGUCUAUUCAGCAAAUGUUACAUAUCACCUCAUUGACGUGCCGCCUGUGCUUCUCCUUGGAGUUAUAGGGGGCAUAUUGGGAAGUUUCUAUAAUUUUCUUUUAGAGAAGGUUCUUCGGAUUUACAAUCUAAUUUAUGAGAAAGGCACAAUUUACAGAAUUCUUCUUACUUGUUCAAUUUCUAUAUUCACGUCCCUUCUUCUUUUCGGAUUACCAUGGCUGGCAUCUUGUCAAACUUGUCCAUCUGAUGCACCAGAAGCCUGUCCAACAAUAGGCCGUUCUGGCAACUACAAGAAAUUUCAAUGUACUCCUGGUCACUAUAAUGAUCUAGCUAGCCUCAUUUUUAACACAAAUGAUGAUGCUAUUAGAAAUCUUUUCAGCAGGGACACUGAUGAGGAGUUUCAAUAUUCUUCAGUUCUCAUAUUUUUUAUAACAUGUUACUUUCUUAGCAUCAUUAGUUAUGGGGUUGUUGCUCCUUCGGGUCUUUUUGUGCCAGUUAUUGUGACAGGUGCAUCUUAUGGACGUUUUGUUGGAAUGGUAGUUGGUUCAAAUUCCAGUCUUAAUCACGGGCUCUUUGCUGUGCUGGGUGCUGCUUCAUUUCUUGGUGGAUCCAUGAGGAUGACAGUUUCUUUAUGUGUUAUCAUCCUAGAAUUGACCAAUAAUCUGUUGCUACUACCCUUGAUAAUGUUGGUUCUUCUUGUUUCCAAGACUGUGGCGGAUGCUUUUAAUCAUAACAUUUAUGAUAUUAUCAUGAAAUUGAAGGGUUUUCCUUAUCUAGAAACUCAUUCUGAGCCUUACAUGAGGCAGCUGACAGUUGCAGAUGUAGUUACAGGUCCGCUUCAGCUGUUUCAUGGCAUUGAGAAGGUUGGUAAUAUAGUACAUGUUCUCAAAACAACAAGGCAUAAUGGAUUUCCUGUAAUUGAUGAUCCUCCGCUUUCUGAAUCUGAGGUUCUGCUUGGGCUAAUCCUCCGUGCUCAUCUUGUUGAAUUGCUAAAGAAGAAAGUUUUUUCAUCUACUCCAGUGUCAAUAAGCGCUGAUGCCUUUAGUCAAUUCUCAGCUGACGACUUUGCAAAGAGGGGCUGGGGUAAUGGUGACAAGAUAGAGGAUAUAGAAAUUACUGAAGAAGAGAUGGAGAUGUUCUUAGAUUUACAUCCUUUCACUAAUGCUUCGCCUUAUACUGUUGUGGAGACGAUGUCUCUGGCCAAGGCUCGCACACUCUUUCGGGAAGUUGGUUUAAGGCACCUGCUGGUGAUACCCAAGAUAUCUAGUAGGUCCCCUGUUGUAGGCAUAUUGACAAGGCAUGACUUCAUGCCAGAACAUAUACUGGGUUUGCACCCUUUGCACAUUGGGAGCAGAUGGAAAAGACUAAGAAUCAGACUGCCCCAUUUAUUUAAAAUUUUCUAAGGUAUGUCUUGCAUGUACUGGGUGUACACUUUCCCGAUCAGGAGCAGCACAGGUGGAAAAGCAUCUUGCUGUUUAUUUCGCUUAAAAGCACCUAGGUGUCUCAAUCAAGUAUUGGAGGUUGUGCUUAAAAAUGAGGUAGCAGUCCUAUUUGAGCUCCAAAAUACACUUUGAGCUUCCUCGAAUAAAACAACCAGAAACAAAGAAGAUCAGAUGAGGAGUAUCAUGUUAAAGCAUCAGACUGCUUAUAAGUAACACAACGAGAUGAGGUAAGUCAUUGUGUCAAGAAAAUUUGUUGGAACAAACUUUGCCGUACUGAAAUAUCUGUACUUUAUUUCAAACACAAAAUUUUCAAAGUUAACUAUUUGUUCAUAUUUUUAGAAAAAGCAUUUGAACCCUUUUUGAAUACAGCUGCAUUGCUACUAUUAUCACUACCAUUAGAUUUUUGAGUCACUUUGAGAUUGAGGUUGAAAUUACUUUGCUCGUGAAAUCAGUAUUUUAGAUGCUGUUGGAAGGAAAAAAAAAAAAACCUCGAGUUGUGUAGCUUUUGUGAAGCUUUAACACACAGGCUCUUCUCAUUAUUAACUCAAGCAGACUAUAUAUGGUGUUAUAUAAAUCUUCUCCAGUGUUUUGUU
This is a messenger RNA of Jatropha curcas, 3185 nucleotides long. RefSeq names its product Voltage-gated chloride channel family protein. NCBI's taxonomy places the organism in Eukaryota, Viridiplantae, Streptophyta, Magnoliopsida, Malpighiales, Euphorbiaceae. Gene Ontology annotation, molecular function: voltage-gated chloride channel activity. Gene Ontology annotation, biological process: chloride transport; transmembrane transport. Gene Ontology annotation, cellular component: intracellular membrane-bounded organelle; plant-type vacuole membrane. The record is from RefSeq and is a predicted model, not a curated record.